Molecule: messenger RNA, 3494 nt
Organism: Bombus terrestris (buff-tailed bumblebee)
Lineage: Eukaryota; Metazoa; Arthropoda; Insecta; Hymenoptera; Apidae
Exons: 2
Coding region: 549-2699 (716 amino acids)
Source: RefSeq, a predicted model, not a curated record
UACGAAAGGCUGCAACGCCGAGUAGCCAAACAAUUAAUCAAUACACGACGAAGUACGCCGUCACAGUCGACAAGCGGCGAAUCAGCCGUCGGCCGCGAGUCCGCGUCGCUCAAACUACCGGAGGUUCGCAUACCUACAUUUGAUGGCGCCUUCGAAGAUUGGCAGUCGUUUCACGAUGCCUUCUCAUCAGCGAUAGAUAGAAAUGAAAAUUUAGCACCGGUUCAGAAAUUUCAUCAUCUCCGAACAGCCCUGACUGGCUGGGCCGCGCGAAGCAUACAGUCAUUACCCAUCACCGACGCAAAUUACGCAAUCGCCAUGGACGCUCUUAGGGAAAAAUUCGACUGCCACCGUCAGAUCUGCAUGCGUCACUGGGAUUUGCUUUUCGACUAUCCCAAAAUAACUAAAGAAACACCCGAAGCUAUAGACGAUCUUAUCGAGACAGUCAAAGUACAUCUCCAAGCGUUAGAAAGACUCGGGGACCCAGUCACGUCAAACGCCAUUCUCAUAAAGCUUGUCACGUCGAAGUUACCCUCAGCCGUUGUUCGCGAAUGGCAACAUACCCUACCGGACAAGAAAUUGCCGCCAUAUACGCAUUUAGUAGAUUUUCUAAAAAUACGGACUCAUCGACCCCACUCCCUUUUGAACCAUUGCAACACGACUUGUUAGUCACAGCGCAGAAAUGUUCGGUCCCAAUCGGAGCACUCAACACGUUAUCGACGACCUCGAAACGCUACAUCACGGUCACGAUCACCUCUAUUGACGGCACAUACGAACGCAACUUGACGUUUCUGAUCAUACCGACUAUCGCGUCUUGGGUCCCAAACCAACCCGUAGAUCGCUCAACGAUACAGAUACCUAGGAAUCUCCAAUUAGCCGAUCCAAGAUUCCAUAGACCUGCUCCGAUCGAAAUAUUGUUGAGCGCCGGACCAACACUAGCAUCACUCUGUGUCGGCCAACUUGAUAUCAGUCAAGCAAACGGGCCCGACUUGCGUCUGCAAAAGACGAGAUUCGGAUGGGUCAUCGGGGGGAGCCCAACCUCACAAUCAUUAGCAUACGCAUUUCACACCUCCACGACGGCUUUACAGGCGGACCUCGCCCGUUUUUGGGAAAUCGACGAGGGACCGCCCACCGCACGAAUUUCGGAAUCGGAACGACAGUGCGAGGAGCACUUUCGAAAUCACGUUCAACGCAAUAACGAAGGGCGAUACGUUGUCGCUCUCCCAUUCAACGAAACAACUCCUCCGCUUGGAUCUUCGAAAGCCAUGGCAAUGAAGCGACUCACUUCCCUCUGCCGUCGAUUCCAACGAGACAAACAAUUCGAAGCCGACUAUCACGCCGUAAUACAAGAAUACUUGGAAUUAGGACAUAUGACGAAGAUCACCACGGACCACUGCACGGACGACGGAUAUUUUCUGCCACAUCACGGCGUGAUCAAAGAAUCCAGCCAGACUACAAAACUCCGAGUUGUGUUUGACGGAUCUGCACCAACCACCACCGGAGUUUCAUUAAACAACGUACUUCAUACGGGACCGAAACUACAAGACGACAUAUUUCUUAUCCUUUUAAGAUUUCGUUUUCAUCAGUAUGUCAUUACAGGCGAUGUCGAAAAGAUGUAUCGACAAUUUCUUGUGCGUCCAGAGGAUCGGAAAUUCCAACAAAUCUUGUGGCGCAACUCGGACGGAGAAGUGGACAUCUAUCAACUUAACACAGUGACAUUCGGGCUGUCAGCGGCCCCCUAUCUAGCCAUUCGGUGCCUCAAACAACUGGCAGACGACGAGGGACAUCGAUACCCACGAGCAGCGAUGGUCUUACAGCGAGACUUCUACGUCGACGAUGUUCUCACAGGAGCCGAUACAAAGAACGAGGCACAAAUACUGAGAACGGAGCUCAUAGAAUUGCUUAAACUAGCCGGCUUAAACAUCCGAAAAUGGGCAGCGAACGACCGGGAACUGCUACGAGGACUUUCCGAGCAGGACAUAAACGAUAAGCUGCUACUAGGCGAAUCGCAAACUUUCAAAACUCUGGGUGUUGUUUGGAAUUCCUUUGACGAUUCGAUCCUAUAUUCCGUCAAAAUCAAUCCUACCGCCUCUCGAAUUACGAAGAGAACAAUCAGCUCCGAAAUUGCCAAGAUCUACGACCCUCUUGGAUUACUGGCACCAGUGAUCGUUCGCGCUAAGAUGUUGCUCCAACGACUUUGGAUUUUAAAACUUGACUGGGACGAAUCUCUUCCGGCUGACGUACACACAGAAUGGAGCAAAUAUUAUUCACAGCUACCUUUGCUAAAUAACGUGAAGUUUCCACGUAAAACUAUAAUCAAGACUGCAGCGGAAAUCGAAUUACACGGAUUCUGCGACGCCAGCGAAAGGGCGUAUGGGGCAUGCGUCUACCUUCGCACCAUCGCUCCGGAUGGUCAUGUUUGGACACGACUCCUCACUGCAAGGUCAAAGGUGGCUCCACUCAAAUCACAAACCAUUCCAAGGCUGGAACUGAGUGGAGCACUUCUUCUCGCAUCAUUGGCCACUACAGUCCUUCAAGCGUUACCAAGCAACAUUUCUCAGACCGUUUACUGGACUGAUUCUACAAUCGUUCUACACUGGAUUAAUACCUCACACGCUGAAAACCUUCGUCGCCAAUCGUGUGACAGAGAUUCAACAAAAGACUCACACCUCAGAUUGGCGCCACAUUCCCACUACCGAUAACCCUGCCGAUCUCAUAUCUCGAGGCCAAUCACCCCAAGACUUCCUGCGAUCUACCAUUUGGCAACAUGGACCAGAAUGGCUCCAACAACCUGAAAAAUACUGGCCGUCGUGGAACCCAGUACCAUUAGUUGAAAUACCAGAGCAAAAGAAGGCAACAUGUCUGUCCGUGACUCCGCCUGACCACAGUCUACUGGAGAGAUAUUCUUCUUGGCCCAAGCUGAUAAGAAUUGCCGCUCGUUGCCUCAGAUGGAGGCAAAAACAGGAUCGGGGGGGGGGACCUCUAACCACACAUGAUUUAACCGAUGCGCAUAACAAAUUGGUCAAAUUGUUACAACUCUGUUAUUUUCCAGAUGAAAUACGUACUCUCCGCACAGAUCGAAAUGCUGCAGUGAAGGGGAAGCUGCAACGACUCAAUCCAUUUCUGGACAAGGACGAGAUAUUGCGAGUCGGAGGCCGACUCAGUCAUUCACCAAUGCCCUUCACUCAAAAACACCCAAUCAUUCUACCCAAAUCCUCAGUUACAGCACUCAUAAUCAAGCAUGAACACCUCCUAAAUCUCCACUCUGGAACUCAAGCUACCUUAUAUGCCCUAAGGAGAUCUUACUGGCCUAUCGACGGCCGUAGUCAAGUUUGGAGCACGCUGAAGAAGUGCGUACGUUGCUGCCGAGCCAAUCCACCUCCAGUAGAGUACGUAAUGGGCGACCUUCCAGCUGCACGGAUAACGAAAUCUCGUCCAUUUACUAAUGUCGGAAUCGAUUAUUGCGGACCGUUCUACAUCAAGGAACGAAAGGAUCG